Molecule: messenger RNA, 1351 nt
Organism: Nicotiana attenuata
Lineage: Eukaryota; Viridiplantae; Streptophyta; Magnoliopsida; Solanales; Solanaceae
Product: ethylene-responsive transcription factor RAP2-3
Exons: 2
Coding region: 64-861 (265 amino acids)
Biological process (GO): ethylene-activated signaling pathway; regulation of DNA-templated transcription
Molecular function (GO): DNA binding; DNA-binding transcription factor activity
Source: RefSeq, a predicted model, not a curated record
UCUCUUUCCAUUUCUCUCUUAAAAAAAAAAACAAACAAGAAAAGAAAUCAGAGUGACAAAAAGAUGUGUGGAGGUGCCAUAAUCUCCGACUAUGAACCCGUCGGGAACCGCUGCCGGAAAAUCACUGCUCGUGACCUAUGGGCUGAGCUUGACCCUAUCUCCGACUUCUGGUCGUCCUCCUCCUCCUCCUCCAUUGCCGGCAAAGCCGACUCCGCUCAGUCGCCGACUCACUCCUACAAUAAGCUUAAGAAAUCAGAUUCCGGCAAACUUAAUCAACUCGAAAAAGGUACGAGUAUGAAGGUUGAGAAGGAGAGAAGUGGCCCAAGGCCAAGGAAGAACAAAUACAGAGGAAUAAGGCAGAGACCAUGGGGAAAAUGGGCUGCUGAGAUACGUGAUCCUCAGAAGGGCGUCCGUGUGUGGUUAGGUACAUUCAACACGGCUGAAGAAGCUGCCAGGGCAUAUGAUGAGGCUGCAAAGCGAAUCCGUGGUGACAAGGCUAAGCUCAACUUUCCAGAGCCACCUUCCACCCCUUCGCCACCAGCCAAGCGACAAUGCACUAGCACCAUCCCUGAUCAGCCCACACUCUUAGAGAGUUCUGACUUAAUGUCUGAGAAACCAGCCUCAAUGAUGAACUUCGGAUAUGAAAACCAAACACCCUACUACCCCAUGGAAAUGGCCGCUGCUGAGGAUCCUCAACAUCAUGAUUAUGAGCUCAAUGAGCAGAUUUCCAACUUGGAGUCAUUCCUGGAUUUGGAGCCAGACUCAUCUCAGUUCUCAGGGAUCGUCGAUUCUGACCCCCUUAAUAUUUGUCUGAUGGAUGACUUUGCUGCAACUCAGCAGCAGGAGCAGCUGUUCUACUGAACAGAGUAAAAAUUAUCAGAUACUAGUUACUUUCAUCCUAAGUUGUUUGGUGUGUAUUCUCUGAUGAGUGGCUAGUUAGCUUUUGGUAGUACGUAGUACAAUGCAGAAAGUACAUACAAUAAUAUGUUGCGUGCCUUUGCAUGCAAUUGUAAUAUUAAUGUCAUGUUGUCUCGUGCUCGUGCUGUUUGAAGGGGAGCCUUAGCCUUGGCGUAACUGGUAAAGUUGCUGUCAUGUGACCAGGUCACGGGUUCGAGCCAUAGAAACAAUUUUUCUUGUAGAAAUGCAAGGUAAAGCUGAGUACAAUAAAUCCUUGUGAUCCGGCCCUUCUCCGGACCCCACACAUGACGGCAGCUUAGCGCAUCGAGCUGACUUUGUCUCGUGCUUUUUAUGGUUUCUAAAUCUUGGGUUAAGCUUAUGAUGUUUGGUGCAUGCAUUUUGAUCUCUACUUUUGGACAUUAAAAAAGGUUUAUGAGCAUUAUGUUGUAUUUAA